Molecule: messenger RNA, 3058 nt
Organism: Oreochromis niloticus (Nile tilapia)
Lineage: Eukaryota; Metazoa; Chordata; Actinopteri; Cichliformes; Cichlidae
Gene: lipib
Product: lipase, member Ib
Exons: 10
Coding region: 172-1542 (456 amino acids)
Biological process (GO): lipid catabolic process
Molecular function (GO): glycerophospholipase activity
Source: RefSeq, a predicted model, not a curated record
AUCCAAGUAAAGACACCACCUCCUUUCCUCCCUCCUCCCUCAUCUAUUCUCUCCGUCAGCACUCCCUCCUCCUUUCAGUUGUCCUCACACUGCAUUUAGAUCUCCUACCUUCCUCGCAGCGAGUCUCCUCGGCUUGAUCGUUGUCUCUGCGUCACUGUGGUCGUGGGAAGGAUGCUGUCCCGCAAGCUCCUGGCUCUGCUGGGGCUCCUUGUGCUCUGCAAAGGCCAGCAGGAAAGUGAAACAGGCGAAUCUUGUGAUAACUUCACUGACCUCGACCUGACCCACUGCUUCGUGGGAACCAGCCUGUAUGUGCGACUCCUGCUCUACACUCGCUCCAACCUCGACUGUGGCCGCGAAUUGAACCACCACCACCUGUCCUCACAGCCGCUCUUCAGCCUCUCCCGUCCCACCGCUUUUGUCAUCCAUGGCUACCGGCCCACCGGCGCGCCCCCUAUCUGGAUCAACCACAUAGUCCACCUGCUAGCUGAGCAGGAGGACAUGAACAUCAUCGUGGUGGACUGGAACAAAGGGGCGGCCAACCUCAACUACUUCACUGCUGUGACUUACACCAGAGAGGCCGCUCUCAACCUGACGGGCUUCAUCAUGAUGAUGGAGGCUGAAGGAGCCUCUCUGAGCUCAGUUCACCUGAUCGGUGUCAGUCUGGGAGCUCACCUGGCUGGUUUUGUGGGAGCAAACCUGAAGGGGAAGAUUGGCCGUAUCACAGGUCUGGACCCUGCUGGACCGAUGUUCACCAGGGCCACGCCGGAGGAGAGGCUGGACCCCUCGGACGCCAUGUUUGUGGACGUCCUUCACACUGACAUGAACUCCUUUGGACUGAGAGGAGCUCAUGGUCAUAUUGACUUCUACGCCAACGGAGGCGCCGACCAGCCGGGGUGUCCCAAAACCAUCUUUUCAGGUAAAUCUUACUUUGUGUGUGACCAUCAGCGCUCCGUCUUCCUGUUCCUGUGCGCUCUGAACCGAACCUGCACCCUCACCGGUUACCCCUGCUCGUCCUACAGCGACUUCCUGGACGCCCGCUGUCUGCAGUGCGAGACCUUUAAACCGGCCUCCUGCCCCGUACUCGGUUAUGACGUCAGCCCGUGGAGGGAGACUCUGCAGCAGCUCGGACAGACCAAAGUCUUCUUCAGCACCACCGGCGCGCUGCCCUACAAGAAGCUGAUGUACAGAGUGGACAUGGUGACAUGGAACCAGUACCUGCGUUGGGGGGUCGUCUACAUCCGGCUGCACAGCGGCAGGAACGUCACAGAGGCCCGAAUAGACCAUAAGCUGCUCCGGUUUGAGCAGUACACCUCCACGCGGCUGCUGGCCCAGUUCGAUGAGGACCUGCAGCACAUCCAGAAGAUCUCCCUGCGAAUCAACACCGGCAACGUCAUCGGCCCUCGCUACAAAAUCCGGCUGCUGCGAAUCCGCUUCACGCCACUGGAGCUUCCUGAGAGGCCUUUGAUGUGCCGCUUCGACAUCAUCAUGGAGGAGAACAUAGAGGUGGCGUUUCGGCCUCUGCCCUGCGGCUCCCGCCUCUGACUUUAACACAGCCUAAUUCCCUCUUUGGAAACCCAUCCGACUCACCUGUAAUCCUAUUAGAGGACCCUCGGGCGUCCUCUGGGUGCUACAGGCUCUCCCAUCCCACCAGGCGGACCUGCGGGGGCCCCCAAAGGAGAGCUGCCAGCCUCCUCGCAGUGCUGUGGAUUACUCCUGGUUUUAACAACCAGGAGGAUGAAAGCUAAUUAAAGUUAUGUUAAGCUACAAGAAAACUGAGAUUUUUAAUGAGAUUCUGGAAGAAGCUGCUGCUGAGCUUAAUCGGUCUACGUUCACCUGCUGUGAAACUCACACUGUCCACAAGGAAAUGCAGAAUUUAUCUGGGUGUUUGAAGAGGACACAUUUGCAGAAAGGAAAAAAAAUUUAUUACUUCUUCAUAUUUUUCUAAAUGUUGUGUGUUUGUCACUGACAUCGAAUGGCAGAGACAGAAUUUACAAAGGAGCUUUUAAACAGUAUAAUGCCACAAAAUCUGGAUUCAUGGAAAGAAGCUUUCCUGUGGCACUCUCAGGUGGAGUGAUUACCUGUAAUACAACGUUUUCAUCAUUGCUUCUAAGCUUUCUGAUAUCCUGAGUUCAUAAUCACGUGGUUCUCUGCUUAAAGGUGCCCAAAGAACAUCUCCCCUUUAAAGCAUGAACCAUGAAAUAAUUGCCACACAAUUGUUUUUGGAAUUUAUUGACUAAAACUUGUGUAUUUAUUUAUUUAGUUUUUCAGGGGGGAAGAAUCCCACCGAUGAUGUAGAAAACUCCCAAAAUCUCAUUAGAUACAAUACACUGAGCGCUGAGGCGUUAAACCCACUGAAGAACUUUUUUACCUUAAAAAACUUUUUUUUUUUAUUUAACCAGCAACAGGAAAAACUGAGCCAUGUGAACCGGUGGUGAUUGGUGAAUGAUCUGGUGACCUCUUUCGCUUCUCUGUGCCUUUUUACCAGCAGCUCUCGAGCGUUUCUGUCUGAGCUCCUCACAGACCCCCUCCCGCUGCACACGUAAAGAGAGUGCUCUAAAAAGAUCCGUUUGGAGACAGAUUAUCUCUUCGCUGAAGCUGCUGCCUGAACUGUGACGCUGCCAUGACGUUUGCUCACAGCAAAACUAAGCCGCACAGUUUGUUGUGGCGCCGGAGCUCGGAGUCAUGUGAUAUGUGACUGUUUAUCCUAUAUGCUGUAGAUAUGUGUAUAUACAGUUAGAAGUAGUUGUCAACGCAGAAGAGCAUUGAGCAGGUUUUACUUUAACGUCACUAAAUGUUUCAGUGCUAAAAUCUCAGCUCUACUUUUUUAUGUAUUCUCACAUUGUUUGAAAUAAAUAACUUAUUAUAUACUUAUAUAUAAGACCAGAUGUAUUUGCUUUGACUUUGUCUUUUUGAGCCUGUAAAUGAAAUUAUGUCUGCGUAACCACGGCAACUUCCACACCAAACUGCCCCCAAGUUAAAGUUGCUGCAGAGCGUAAACCUGAAUUAAAGAACAUUUUUUAAAUGUUUUUUCCAAUAAAUCAAACUUCUUGAAGAACAA